AUGACAACAAUGGAAGGGGCCAGCGGGUCGAGUUUUGGAAUAGACACGAUUUUGUCCAGUGCCAGUUCGGGCAGCCCCGGCAUGAUGAAUGGAGAUUUCCGCCCGCUCGGCGAGGCCAGGACUGCGGAUUUUAGGAGUCAGGCCACUCCGUCCCCCUGUUCGGAGAUUGACACCGUAGGAACGGCGCCUUCUUCUCCCAUCUCGGUCACCAUGGAGCCUCCGGAGCCGCAUCUGGUAGCGGACGGGCCGCAGCAUCACCACCACCUCCACCACAGCCAGCAGCCGCCGCCGCCCGCCACGGCCCCCGCGCAAAGUUUGCAGCCUUCGCCCCAACAGCAGCCGCCGCCGCCGCCGCCGGCCCAGCAGCUGGGCUCGGCUGCCUCGGCCCCCAGGACUUCCACCUCUUCUUUUUUAAUUAAGGACAUCUUGGGCGACAGCAAGCCUCUGGCGGCGUGUGCGCCCUACAGCACCAGCGUCUCCUCUCCCCACCACACCCCGAAGCAGGAGAGCAACGCAGCACACGAGAGCUUCAGGCCAAAGCUCGAGCAGGAGGACAGCAAAGCCAAGCUGGACAAGCGGGAGGAGUCCCAGAGCGACAUCAAAUGCCACGGAACAAAGGAGGAAGGAGAUCGGGAGAUUACCAGUAGCCGAGAGAGUCCCCCCGUGAGAGCCAAAAAGCCUCGCAAAGCCAGGACGGCUUUCUCUGACCAUCAGCUCAAUCAACUGGAGCGUAGCUUUGAGCGACAGAAGUACCUGAGUGUGCAGGACCGCAUGGACCUGGCAGCUGCGCUCAACCUCACUGACACCCAGGUCAAGACCUGGUACCAGAAUCGCAGGACCAAGUGGAAGCGGCAGACCGCGGUGGGCCUGGAGCUUCUGGCCGAGGCGGGGAAUUACUCGGCGCUGCAGAGGAUGUUUCCGUCGCCUUAUUUCUACCACCCGAGCUUGCUGGGCAGCAUGGACAGCACCACGGCCGCGGCGGCGGCCGCCGCCAUGUACAGCAGCAUGUACCGGACUCCUCCCGCGCCCCAUCCCCAGCUGCAGCGGCCCCUGGUGCCCCGAGUGCUCAUCCAUGGCCUGGGGCCGGGGGGACAGCCGGCCCUCAACCCCUUGUCCAACCCCAUCCCAGGCACCCCGCACCCCCGGUGAAGAGCGACCCGCGACCUUCCCUGUCCCCUCCCUGACCCGGACAGCUGCCCCCGCUCUCCCCGCACCGGGCCAUGGGGCCUCCCUCGCAGUCGACUGACACGGGAAGCAAAGUAAGAGAGGAAGACGCUCACCGAUGGGCGGGGGGGCCCCACAGAGGAGCCAGCCUCCGCUCUCCACCUCCCCACCCCAGAGACAGGGCUGGGAAGCUCCCCCCAGCAGUGUGA
Messenger RNA from Camelus dromedarius (Arabian camel), 1373 nucleotides. It is a transcript of the gene BARHL2, whose product is annotated as BarH like homeobox 2. The record is from RefSeq and is a predicted model, not a curated record. The coding region runs from base 1 to 1149 and encodes 382 amino acids. Gene Ontology annotation, molecular function: DNA-binding transcription factor activity, RNA polymerase II-specific; RNA polymerase II transcription regulatory region sequence-specific DNA binding. Gene Ontology annotation, biological process: regulation of transcription by RNA polymerase II. Gene Ontology annotation, cellular component: nucleus. NCBI's taxonomy places the organism in Eukaryota, Metazoa, Chordata, Mammalia, Artiodactyla, Camelidae. The transcript is spliced from 3 exons.